Messenger RNA from Felis catus (domestic cat), 2833 nucleotides. It is a transcript of the gene IER2, whose product is annotated as immediate early response 2. The transcript has a single exon. The record is from RefSeq and is a predicted model, not a curated record. The coding region runs from base 1159 to 1830 and encodes 223 amino acids. Lineage: Eukaryota; Metazoa; Chordata; Mammalia; Carnivora; Felidae.
CUCUGCCUUGCUCAGUUUACAGCUCCUACCCCAAGCACGCUUCCUGGGGCGCAGGGGCGGAGCAGGGCCGUGUUGUCUAAGGGGCACAGCCACGUGUUCACCCGGACUGUCCUGUUGCCCGGGUCCUGCGUCCUGCGAGCACCCAGCCCACCCGUGGAGCUCGAGUAGAGGAAAGGGGCGGGGGGCGUUCGGUGUGGAGCGCAGGAAUGACACCCAGGGCUGCGUUCGUGUCUGCAGACAUCCAAUGCCCGUGGAGUGGGCAGCUAUGCCUAGGAGCCAGCCCCCGCUGCCCGCCUGCUUACUGCCUACAGAGAAGGAGUGAGGAGGGCUGGCUUACGCUAGAAAGACGCAAGAGCUGGAGGCCCCAGUGUCCCUUUUCACUGCAGUGGCCGUUUAUUCGUUUAGCAAACAUUGGACGAGUCACUCUGUCUCGAUUUCCCCAGCGGAAGAAAUCAGGUACAGCAGUACCCUCCGCGGAGUGGAGGUGAGGCAUUUAGUAAAGGAAAACCCUUAACAGCGCCUGACGGGUAGUAAGUGCUUUCGUAAGUGUUAGCACGGUUACUGAUUCAAAAAAUACGAAUCGGUUACUGAUUCAAAAAAUAUUAACUAGACACCUAGUAGCUGCUAGGAACUGUGCCCACGGGGUAUAUACCGGUUCGAACCCCGGUCUUCCCCGGUGCGAAGGGAAACUCGCUGCCUACAAGCCACUGGGGCUUCAAACGCAAGCACGUGGGUGGACUCUGAUUCCCCCAUCCGCCGCCCUGCUCUUCUGGGCCCGCGCGCCUGCUCAUUGAGGGCCCUGGGAAAGGAGACCACCCCGAGAGCUCUGCGUGGACUGGGGAAUGCUCCCCCACGCCCCGACUCCCUCCCUUCUCCCGCCUGGGUAAAUUCUACCCUGUCGCUUUAAGGAGUCUCUCGCCGUGGUGCGUUGGGAAGCCCGGAUGCGGCUCUCGGAUUGGGCGGGGCGUCUCCGUGACUUCACCCCGGGUACAAAAGGGCCCGGGUGGCGGGCGCCGGGGCAGAGCGUCCUAGCAGUGUCACGGCGUGGGUUGGCGCGAGGGGAGAAGCGUGAACGAGCGCGGAGCCCGGAGUGCACCUGCUACCUGUCCUGCCCAGUCAGGGAGCCCCCGCCGUCCUCGCCCCCGCCGUCUAGCCGCCAUGGAGGUGCAGAAGGAGGCUCAACGCAUCAUGACCCUGUCGGUGUGGAAGAUGUACCAUUCGCGCAUGCAGCGCGGUGGCCUGCGGCUGCACCGGAGUCUGCAGCUGUCGCUGGUCAUGCGCAGCGCGCGAGAGCUCUACCUCUCGGCCAAGGUGGAAGCCCACGAGCCCGAGGUGCCCUUGCCGCCCGUCCGCUCCUCUGAUCCUCGCCUGCACCAGUUGCGGGAAGCGGAAGCUGUGGCCGAGGCAGCGCCCCCCGACGGUGAGCAGCCUUCCCCGGAGCCCAUGGACACGCGGGAGGCGCCGGGAGCCGCGGAGACCCCAGCUCCCUGUGCCCCGCGCCCCACUAAAGUCAGCCGCAAGCGGCGGAGCAGCAGCCUGAGUGACGGCGGGGACGUCGGACUGGUCCCAAGCAAGAAAGCCCGUCUAGAAGAAGAGGAGGAGGAGGCAGGGGCCUCUUCGGAGGUCCCUGAUCGCCUGCAGCCACCUCCCGCUCAAGCGGAGGGCGCCUUCCCCAACCUGGCGCGCGUCCUACAGAGGCGCUUCUCUGGCCUCCUGAACUGCAGCCCCGCCGCCCCCCCGACGGCGCCGCCGGCAUGCGAGGCGAAGCCUGCCUGCCGCCCUGCGGACAGCAUGCUGAACGUGCUCGUGCGGGCCGUGGUGGCCUUCUGAGGGUCCCCGAGCGGCGCUACGGGAGCCCAGAGCGCGGGCCGAACCGUCGGCCGGAGUGCGCACACCCGAGGCGAGGCCCGCCCCCGGGGGAGCGCCCGCUGAAACCGUGGAGAGGAGCUGCCGCCCGGGCUGCUGAGAGGCCUGAGGAGGGACUCUGCCCCCGGGGAGCCGUCGCCGCCUGUGCGCAGCGGCGGCGCCGAGGAGCCUGAGCGGGGAGCGCGAGCGCCUUCCGCCGAGACCUGCUGCGCCCACAGGUGCUGUCUUAACGGACUGGGACGUGGACCUUUCCCUCUCCUUCUGGGACUGGGAGCAGGGAGGCUAGGUUCUUUAAAACUCCUCAGGGUCGGACUUUAUUUUUUAUUGGGAGCUGUACUGCCCUUUCAAGGUUUUUCAAUAGUUGGUGUUUGCAUUUCCAACCUCAGAAUUCCAGGCAGGCGCUCCCUUCCCCCACCAGUGACAUACUUGUGCAAGCGGUCAUCGUUGCGUCAUGGGGCAGACGUGGGGAGCUUCCUGUUGCCUUGCGUGGGUGUGGGGCCUGGGAGGAGGGUCUGGGGUGUGGACCGCCCUGGGGAAUGGGAGGAGGGCGUCCUGAGUCACCUCGCCCCGCGCGCUGCGGGUUUGUGCCCCGCGCCCCUGCGCCUUCGGCUGUAUAGCGGGGGCAAGGUGGGGGCCCGAUUUAAUUUCAGGUUACAAUUUUCCUCAUCUGGUGCGUGAGAGGUGGUAAUACGUUCCCAGUCUCCGGCGUGACCGUCCCUCAGACACACAGACACAACCCAGACGAUCCUGGUCUGGAUCACAAAAUUGGGUGGGGGUGUUUAGAGCGCUUGUAAGGCUGCGCUGGGACCAGUUGCUGGUGAGACUGGGCCAGUUUGGGAAGGGGAAGAUUCUUGCCAGGGCGUGCUGAGGGCUGUUUACCUUUACUGUGGUGGAUUCUGUUUAAUUUCAUCUAUCUGGCUUUUUGCUAGAAACGCCAGAUAGGAAAAUAAAAGACCAUUUGAAUAAA